Fusarium fujikuroi IMI 58289 is the source of this 1386-nucleotide messenger RNA. RefSeq lists its product as uncharacterized. The record is from RefSeq and is a predicted model, not a curated record. The transcript has a single exon. Bases 1 to 1386 code for a protein of 461 amino acids. Lineage: Eukaryota; Fungi; Ascomycota; Sordariomycetes; Hypocreales; Nectriaceae.
AUGUCUCUAACAGCUGUUGAGACCGCCGCGCGAACAUCACAGCGGCUGAACGCGAUGCCACAGACCAUGCCGGAGGCCAUGCCACAUCCACACGCGACGACAAUAAUGAAUUGGGCACCGGACACACAUCAUCCUCCUUGGGGUCCAGUUCACUCUUACUAUGAUCAACGCCUGUAUUCCCCGGCGGGUCAACUCACCGUAGGGCCCGAUCAUCGUCGUCCUUCGCAGCAGCAGCAUCAUCAACACCCACGAACUGGCCAUGUUUACCAAUCGAAUGAGCUGCCAGGCUCUGUGCCUCAGAACCAACCCUAUCCUCCACAUCCCCAUCCACCAUCUGGGCUAUAUGCUACUGAUCAUACAGCUGGACAGCAAGCCCGUCCAACCCAAGCUCCAUCCACUACUCUUCUACGGAAUAGCGAAAUGCUGGACCACGCGCAGAGCCACCCUCCAGUAUAUGCACCGAGGCUGCCCUCGGUGUUAGAGCAUCAACCGCCCGCCUUCAUGCAUGGUCAACAUAGACCAUCAAUCGAUAUGCAUGCGGUGGCCCCCUUCACAGAGUAUCACUUCAAUCCGCCAGUUACAACCAAUGGUAGACCACCUGAUUCGAAUAGUCCUAUGGUGUCUCCAACUGAACCGAGGCCUGAUCCUAUGAGGAUAGUCGACAUUCUUACCACUGGUGAGAGAAGUGGCGGUAGGACGAGCGUGGACAAUCGCUCAGGAGGCGAUGGCUGCUUCAAGCUCCAGAUACGACAGCAACCAAUUGCGGCUCGAUCAUGUGGAUUUGGGGAGAGAGACCGGAGAGUAAUCGAUCCGCCGCCAAUCGUUCAGCUUCUCAUCAACGACGCCAGUCUCACGAAAGAAGAGACAGCAAAACAUCUGCGCUAUCCCCACUACGUAAUGAGCUGCUCUAUUUUCGAUGAAUCUGGGUCUUCUGAUGCCUCUUUCAUGCCUGAAGAGUAUCGGCAACAGCGCCGACUCAUGGGCUUACUAGUCAGUGCCCCGUUUGUUGGCAAGGAUGAACAUGGCGAGGAGGGCUGCUUCUUCUGCUUCCCAGACUUAUCCUGCAGAACUCCUGGCUCAUUUCGCCUUAAUUUCACCUUGGUCAAAAUUGACCCAAUCCGUGCAAAAGAGGUGAAGCGCUUCCCGACUUUGGUCACCGCUCAGAGCGAUGUUUUCACUGCGUAUACAGCAAAGGACUUUCCUGGGAUGCAGGCCAGCACAAAGUUGACUAAGCGACUUAAGGAACAAGGCUGUAUUAUUUCUAUCAAGAAGGGAAAUGACCGGUCCAAAAACACCAGGAGUCACGACGAUUCAAGCGAUGGAGAACAAGAUGAGGGCGAAGCUACGUUGCAAGGAAAGCGGCGACGCCGUUCGGCACGGCAGUGA